Messenger RNA from Candidula unifasciata, 2736 nucleotides. NCBI's taxonomy places the organism in Eukaryota, Metazoa, Mollusca, Gastropoda, Stylommatophora, Geomitridae. The record is from the annotation of a GenBank genome assembly.
GUGGAUGUACCGUCCAACAAUAGCAGAGCCAGCAGAUGGGGCCGGCGAAGGCCCGGGUCGACCAAGUACAACUCUAUGACGCUCUCCUCGCAGGACUCUGUGCCGAAACAAGUGUUCGUUGACAUAGAAGAAGAAUUUCUGCAUGCGGCAGAGUUUGGAGACAUCCCCAAUGUGAAGAGAAUACUCACCGACUAUCCGGACUUGAACGUUGAUUGUAUUGAUGCUCUAGGACGCACUGCCCUGCGUCUUGCGGUCAAAAAUGAGCAUUUGGAGGUUGUUGAAGUUUUGCUGGACAAGUCGAACCAGCAUCACAUCCAUGAAGCAGUCCUACAAGCCAUUAGUGCCGGCCACACACAGAUUGCAGAAACCAUCUUGAAGCAUCGGCGCUAUCUGGAGAUGUGGAAGGAGAGAAGGAAGCUUGGCGACACAGACGGUUUCUAUAAAACAGCUUUUCCAGACUCCCAGUUUUCUCCCGACAUAACACCAUUAAUUCUAGCCUCCCAGAAAAACCAGUAUGAGAUUGUUCAGCUGUUGCUACUUCGGGGAGAAACCAUCAUGAAACCUCACAAGUUUAGUUGUGGUUGUCAGGAAUGUCGCAACAGAAUGAAGUUUGAUCAGCUUCGAUUGGCUAAGUACAGACUGAACGCCUACAGGGGUCUGGCUAGUGAGGCUUAUAUUUCAUUGUCCAGUAAAGAUCCGAUUCUGACAGCAUUUGAGCUAGCGGCGGAGCUAAGGAGAUUGUCUCGAGUAGAGAAACAUUUUAAGCGGGAGUACAGAGAUCUAGCCGAUCAGCUGAGUGAUUACGUGGUCAAGCUACUCGACCGCAUCCGGACCCAGAAGGAGUUAGAGCUUGUCUUGAACAAAACCGGCAAACAUCACCAGGAGAAAUAUGAAAGCUUAGCCAGAUUCAAGCUGGCAUUGAACUACAAAGAGAAAAAGUUUAUAGCCCACCCCAGUUGCCAGCAAAGAGUGGUCCGUACCUGGUACAAUGGUAUGGGCAAGUUGGAGCGUGCGGGCUGGCCAAGGCGUCUCUUCAUGACAUCCCUGUUCAUUUGUGUCUACCCGUUCCUCGUGUUCUUGCACAUUUUCCUUCCCAGCACCAAGGGUGCAAAAGUACUGCAGUUUCCUGUGGUGAAAUUUCUAUGUCACGCCAUGUCUUUUUUGGCGUUUCUUUUACUGAUUGUAGUGUCCACUAUCGAAGCUUCUCAGAGUGUCAGCAAAUACAGAACGUUGAGGACGGAGUACCUACAGUUCAGGAACCAGACCAAUGAGACAGUGUAUGAAGAAGACUUUCCGCUGCGGGCCAACUUCCCAAGUGUCACAGAGAUGUUGAUGAGUCUGUGGAUUAUUGGUAUGGUCUGUCAGGAAUGCAAUCAGCUGUAUCACACGGGUGUCAUGGAGCAUAUGUUGAACCUCUACAAUCUUCUGGACUUCAUGGUCAUCAGCAUCUACAUCUCCAUUUUUACUUUGAAAUAUUGGGCUAUGUACAAGGUUUACUGUCCUGGUCGUAUGUAUGUAAACGUUAAUGUCCUUCCUCCUUUCUUUACAGACCGCAUAUAUUGGAAGGCAGAUGAUCCCAUUAAUUUGCUGGAGGGACAGUUUGCUAUGGCAAAUAUCCUCAGCUUUUCCCGUAUCUCUUAUCUGCUUCCUGCCAACGAGAUACUGGGACCUCUGCAAAUUUCCCUGGGCCGUAUGCUUAAGGACAUUGCCAAGUUCCUGGCCCUGUUUGUGCUGGUAAUUUUAGCGUUCAUGGUGGGACUGCACAACCUCUUCUGGUACUACAGUGAGAGGAAAGACAUCGAGCUGGAUCUGCCCAAUCGUCCAGACGAGGGCGAAGUUAAGGCGGAGACAAACUUUGGAGGUGUCCUGGCCACAUUUCGAACUGUAUUUUGGUCGCUGUUUGGCCGCGGAGAGCCAGAUGCCGUCAAACUUGGUGGUUACAACAACACUUUCACUGAGGAUAUUGGUUACAUUAUAUAUGGUGCUUACAACGUUGCCAUGGUAACUGUUCUGCUCAAUAUGUUGAUCGCCAUGAUGACCAGGUCCUUCACCUUAAUUGCUGAAGACUCUGACCGCGAGUGGAAAUUCUCCAGAAGUCUCCUGUACAUGGAUUACAUCGGAGAAGGCGGCACGCUGCCCACUCCUCUCAACAUCGUUAGCAUUCCCAAAGCUGUGCUGAAGCUGAUUUUCUGCACUCUGUGUUGUUGUAAAUGCUGCAGUAGUUCAGAAGAAGACGGUGCCGAUGAUGAUGACGAGGAUGAUGAAAAUGCUGCCCGGAAGUACCCAGUUCGAAACCCAAAUGGUCCAGGGGCACCAGCCAGGGAUUCAAUGCGAUCGUCUUUGGCAAAGAACUCUUCUCUAGACGACUCCAUCGGUGGUAUUCAUCCCUCUGAUGCUGUAGAAAUGAAUGAGAAGAAUGGACGGGUCAACGAAGGUUUUGUGGACACGCCCACCAAAGCCACGCCCACCAAAGCCACGCCUAUCAGAAACCAGUCAGCAAUGGUUACUCUCGAGGCGGAGGAAGAGAAGCUUACCUAUCAGCAAACCAUGCAACGAAUAGUCCAGAGGUACAUAUUUGACAUACAGCGAGAAGCAGAAGUUACAGAAGAUGACUUUGAAGAGAUCAAGCAAGACAUUUCCAGCUUCCGCUACGAUCUCAUCAACCAGAUGACCACAAAGUCCACAGUGGAAGAGGAGUUGAAAACUAGUAUGACAGCUAUAUUGCAACAACUUCAG